CUGCAAACCUUCGGAAUGCCCAUCAUGUCAAAUGCCGGCAAAAAAGGAACUCCAUAGACAACGACAACAUGAGAUACCAUGACGCCACGACCGGUUAACCCCUUUGAAAGCAGUCGAACAUGUCCUAGAGGACUUCAAUCAACACUUGCCAAACAUACGAGAUGACAUGCAACCUAACCGGCGUAGGAACGCCAGCCUGGCGGCCACCGCUAGUGCCAUGUCCAUUCCGCUGCAGAACUAAGCCCCAUAUCCUCACUGGGCACGCCCCUAGGCAGCGUAUAGCGACUGGCUUACUACGCCUCCCUGCAACAAGUGAGAGGAUGGACCGAUUAGGCACCUUGACCCCAGGGGACGCGAGCCAUCCCGCCAUGGCCGCUCCGGACGCCGCCGCACUUGACGACUGGAGUGAGGCGGCCGCAUGGGAGGCUGCAAUGCAGUCCGCCCCCCUGCCGCCCUCCGCCUCCCCCCUGCCCGCGGCUCUGGCGGGGCUGGCUGCGCUGCUUCCCGACCUGGCGCCGCGCUGGCGGGCGCUGCUGGCGGCGCGGCAGGAGCUGCUGCGCAUUGAAGCGGCGCUGGGGGGGACUUCAGCAGCAGCAGCAGCAGGAGGCGGAGGCGGAGGGGAAGGCGGGGCCGAUUCCGCCUCCUCCUCCUCCUCCUCCCCCCUGCUGACCCCCGACGCCGCCCUGCAGCUGCUGAACCGGCUGGAGGGGCUGGCGGGGGAGCUGCGGCCGCUGGUGCCGCAUGCCACCACCGCCUGCCUGCACCACUGCAUCAUGGUGCUGGGGCCGCUGGCCAUACGCGCAAGGUGGGGCCGCACGGGGCCACACCAGCAGCAGCAGCAGCAGUCCCAACCUCAACAGCCCCCCCAUGAAGAGCCCCAGCUGCAAGCCCCCCAGUCGCCCCAAACCCAGCUGCCGCUGCUCCCCCAGGGUGACGUGGCGGUGGCUGCGGGGGCGGUGCGCGUGGCACGACACAGCCUGGAGGCACACCUGGAGGCGCUGAUGGAGCUGCAAGUGCGGCUGGCUUGCCGGCUCCAGGCGGUGGCGGUGCGGCUGGUGUGGCUGAGAGAGGAGAUGCCGGGUACGGAUGUGGGCAAGCUGGUGGCGGCCCGACUGGACCUGCUGCUGCCCGGAGAGCAGGAGGAGGAGGAGGAUAGGAAUAAGGAAAACUGACGAACUGUAUGACGAGGCAGGGGGAGGGGGAGCAGGAGGAGGAGGAGGAGCAGGAGCAGGAGGAGGGGCAGCAGGGGCCGGACAGCUUCCCGCAGCGGAGGGAUAGCGCACAUGGCUAGUGGGAGCACUGGACACUGCUGCCUUGCGGGAGUGCAGCACUGGAGAAGGAGGCCUGGGCUCUGAGGUUGGGGGUAUUGCGCCGUGGGGGUACCGCUCCCCCUGCAACAGCAGCCCUUCCACGCAUGGACGAUCCCCCAUCAUGCCAUGGGGCCGCUGUAACUGGAUG
Messenger RNA from Astrephomene gubernaculifera, 1458 nucleotides. Lineage: Eukaryota; Viridiplantae; Chlorophyta; Chlorophyceae; Chlamydomonadales; Astrephomenaceae. The record is from the annotation of a GenBank genome assembly.